Molecule: messenger RNA, 903 nt
Organism: Morone saxatilis (striped sea-bass)
Lineage: Eukaryota; Metazoa; Chordata; Actinopteri; Moronidae
Gene: saysd1
Product: SAYSVFN motif domain containing 1
Exons: 2
Coding region: 33-572 (179 amino acids)
Source: RefSeq, a predicted model, not a curated record
CACCGUUAAUAAGGAGCUGGUUUGUAGUGUCGAUGGAGCAGAAGCUGGCGGAGUUCAGAGCCAGACGACAGGCUGACAAUGCUGCUAGAAAGGUCGAGGGGGUUAAUCCGCAGUGCAGAGCCCGGACAGUAGCGGACACAGCCCCUCAGACUGAAACAACAACAACAACAACAACAACAACAGACAGUCAACAGACAAAAGAGGAGACAGACAGUAUCAGAGAUUCACCUGAGAGCUCCCCCAGGAAGGACUGUAGUGACUGGCUGCUGGACAGCGCUCUGGGAAGAUGGCUGACUUCGGGACAAGUGGUCUUCUCAAACCUCACUUUGCUUAAAGUGCUGCUGUGGCUGGUGCUGCUCGGCCUGUUUGUUGAACUGGAGUUUGGCCUGCCUUUCUUCGUCAUUUCCCUCUUCUACUGGCUCUAUGAAGGACUCCGUAGUCCAGCUGCCCGCGAACCUGGAGAACUGAGCGCUUAUUCUGUCUUCAACCCAGACUGUCAGCCUCUGCUGGGCUCUCUCACUGCAGAGCAGCUGGAGGGAGAGAUGGGUUACAGACCUCUGGCUAACAGAUGAAGCGCUUGAGAUUUGCACAUUUAUAUAUUAAAAAAAAAAAAAAAAGAUCAGAUGUUUUUGUCUUUUCAAAAAUUUUAACUUUAUUCAGGAAUGCACAGUGACUUAAAAUAAUAAUUAUUUCUGUAUAACACAUUAAAAUGAGAUUGGUUCGCUUAGUUCGGUUCUGCCUUUUCUUCUUUUAACUUUCGCCUGCAUUUCUUUAACUGAUAAAAUGUGGGAAUUGUGUCUAUUGAGAGAAAUAGGGAGAAACAAAAGGGGCACGCUGCUUUUAAUUUAUAUGAAAAAUAUGUUGCUUACUUUAAAUAAAAGGCUUUGCAAGUUUAAUAAAGAA